AUGGAAAACCUCACAGUAGAGGAGGCCCGUCAUCGGCACGAUAAAGACGUUGUUCAGCCUUAUAAGGCAAAUAGUGCUAAAUCUUAUGUAGGAAAAUCCAUUUCCGAUCGCCAGGCCCUGUACGCCGAAUCCAAGAAGGAUCCCGUCCUUUUCUGGAGCAAGAUUGCAGCAGAUAACUUUUACUGGAAAAAUUUAUGGCCCUCAGAAAAGCCGGCGAUGGAGUUCAAUUUUCACAAGAGUAAAGGAAAAGUCUUUGUGAAGUGGUUUGAUGGAGCAAGGACUAACAUUUGCUACAAUGCUCUUGACCGCCACCUUGCACAGCACAAAGACCGCGUGUGUUACUACUGGGAAGGAAACGCAGAGGGGGAAACCAGCUCGGUGACGUACGGCAAUAUGCAUGAGGCUGUUCUGCAGUUGGCAGCCGUGUUACGGCACCAGUAUGGCGUCCGGAAGGGCCAGGUGGUCACUCUGUACCUCCCAAUGAUCCCAUUCACAGUGCAGCUCAUGCUGGCAGCAGCCCGCAUCGGAGCCGUGGUCUCCGUUGUAUUUGCCGGCUUCUCUGGAAAAGCGCUUGCCUCUCGCAUCAUUGACUCCGCCAGCGAACUUGUCAUUACGGCUGACUCUUCUUUUCGUGGAGAGAAGCCCAUUCCUCUUAAGGAGGUUGUGGAUGUGGCCAUUGCGGAAUGUGAGAGCGAAGGUCAUCAUAUCCAAUGCCUCGUGUAUGAGCGACACGGUCGGGAGAAUAUUCCAAUGAAGUCAGGCCGUGAUCGGUGGUAUGGCGAUGUGGUUGCCGCCAUGACAGCCAGCCAGCUGGCGGAUUGUCCCAUAGAGUGGGUGGGCGCAGAAGACCCACUCUUUAUGUUGUACACCUCCGGCAGCACCGGUAAGCCAAAAGCAAUUCUUCACACCGUUGGAGGAUACAUGGUGUUUGCGGGAACCACUUUCAAGUACAGCUUUGACUACCACGAGGAAGACGUGUACUUCUGCACCGCGGACAUUGGUUGGGUCACAGGCCAUUCGUAUGUGGUGUAUGGUCCCAUGCUAAACGCCGCCACGUCCGUGCUUUUUGAGGGCACACCAACAUAUCCCACACCCUCCCGUUGGUGGGAGCUUGUGGAUAAGUAUGGUGUCACGGUUUUUUACACCGCACCAACAGCUAUUCGAUCGCUCAUGCAAUAUGACGAUGAACCCGUAAAGAGGACGAGUCGAGCGACACUCCGCGUUCUUGGUAGCGUCGGGGAGCCAAUCAACGUGGAGGCUUGGAGGUGGUAUUAUGGGGUAGUCGGCGAAGGCCACGUGGACAUCAGCGACACGUGGUGGCAAACAGAGACGGGCGGGCACCUCAUUACACCGCUGCCGGGCUGCACGCCGCUGAAGCCUGGAAGUGCAACGCUGCCGUUCUUUGGUAUCGAGCCUGCCCUGUUGGACCCAAUGACAAAUGCGGAAAUUGACGGUCCCGGUGAAGGGCUCCUUGUGAUCAAGAGCCCGUGGCCGGGGCAGGCCCGCACUAUCUUUGGGGAUUCUGAGCGCUACGAACAGAUGUACUUCUCCGUAGACGGGUACUACAUGACAGGAGACGGUGCACGCCGCGACGAGGACGGCUAUUACUGGAUCACCGGCCGCGUGGACGACGUGUUGAACGUCAGUGGCCACCGCAUCGGCACCAGCGAGGUGGAGGACGCCGUAAACACGCACCCCCUUGUUGUGGAAAGCGCCGCUGUUGGCAUCCCGCAUAAUACGAAGGGGGAGGGCAUUUAUGUCUAUGUCACAUUUCACCAGAACACCAUAAUCGACAAGGAUCUCCUCAAUGCCGUCAGGGCUACUGUCCGUAAAGUGAUUGGGCCGCUGGCAACACCCGAUCACAUCCACCCGGCGCAGUGUGGACUUCCAAAGACGCGGUCUGGUAAGAUUUUGCGUCGCAUCUUGCGCAAAAUUGCCGCCGGCAUUUUUGAUGGCCUUGGCGACAUCAGCACCCUUGCGGAUCAAACAAUUGUGGCGAAACUUAUCGAGGAAAGGAAUGGAGUCUCUAUUUGA
Trypanosoma cruzi is the source of this 2034-nucleotide messenger RNA. RefSeq names its product acetyl-CoA synthetase, putative. The transcript has a single exon. The record is from RefSeq and is a predicted model, not a curated record. Bases 1 to 2034 code for a protein of 677 amino acids. Lineage: Eukaryota; Euglenozoa; Kinetoplastea; Trypanosomatida; Trypanosomatidae. Gene Ontology annotation, molecular function: acetyl-CoA synthetase activity; AMP binding.